Messenger RNA from Lactuca sativa (garden lettuce), 1886 nucleotides. Its product is annotated as putative (S)-N-methylcoclaurine 3'-hydroxylase isozyme 2. The record is from RefSeq and is a predicted model, not a curated record. NCBI's taxonomy places the organism in Eukaryota, Viridiplantae, Streptophyta, Magnoliopsida, Asterales, Asteraceae. Gene Ontology annotation, molecular function: monooxygenase activity; heme binding; oxidoreductase activity, acting on paired donors, with incorporation or reduction of molecular oxygen.
CAGAUUAUAUUAAAUCGAUUCAGACCACCAAUCACAAGUGGCGUUCACACGUAGUUUUAUCGAACACUCCAUUUAACCUCUAUCUUUCCUCAGUGGUACAAGCGGUUAAUAUCCUCAUGCAUGACGUUUCCGAUGGUUAUAAUCCUCCUCCUCCUCCUAUUGCCGCCGCUCUUGGCUCUGAUCAUCGCCGUGCGUAUAACAACCAAGGCGGUGGAUGUUCAACAGGGGAAUCAAAAGCUUCCACCAGGUCCAUAUUCAUGGCCGAUCAUAGGAAACCUUCCUCACAUGCUUAAAGGCCCUCAUAUCUACCUCACCCAGUUAGCCCGUUCUUAUGGUCCUUUAUGCUCGGUGAAGCUUGGCACCCAUUUGUUUGUCAUCGGAUCUUCUCCCAUGGCUGCAACGGAGAUCAUGAGAGCUCAUGAUAAACUGCCUACCUACAGAUGGGUGCCUAAAGCUGGUCAAGAUGGUCUACAAGACUACUCUCUUAUUUGGGCCACUCAAUGCACCGAUCAUUGGAAGCUUUUGAGGUCUUUAUGCCGGACUGAAUUGUUCUCGGCGAAAGGUUUGGAUUUACAGUCUUCGUUGAGGGAGAAAAACGUGGAUAAAAUGGUUGGAUUCUUGAAAAGCAAACAAGGAAGCCUUGUGAAUGUUCGUGAACUUGUGUUCGCUUCGACUGUUAACAUACUUGGUAACAUUUGUUUCUCCAAAGACUUUAUUGAUUUGGACGAUGAUCAUAAGGAAAGAAGAGGAUUGAAACGAGCUCUUUAUAGGUUGAUGAAGCUGGGAACUACUCCAAAUAUAGCCGAUUUUUAUCCUAGAUUUGAAGACCCUCAAGGUCUAAAGAGGAAGACAUCAGAGGCUAUGAAUGAAGCCUUCGGCGCAUGGGAACAUAUAAUCAAGGAAAGAAGAGCUACCAGAGAAGCCCAAAAAGAUACAGAUUCUUCUGAUGAACAAGAUUUCUUGGACACCAUGCUCGGAUCUGGGUUUUCAGAUCUCCAGAUUAACCAACUAACUGUGGAAUUAUUCUCAGGGGGAACACACAGUACAGCAUCAACGAUCGAGUGGGCAUUAGCCGAGUUGAUCAAGAACAAAGAAGCCAUGUUCGCACUCCGAGAAGAGCUCAAAAGAGAAAUCGGUUUCACAAAUUACAUCAAGGAAUCACAGGUCUCCCAUCUUCCUUAUCUACAUGCUUGUGUUAAAGAGACACUGAGAUUACACCCACCUGCACCACUGUUACAUCCACAAGCCAUCCUUGAAGGGUGUGAAAUUAUGAAGUACACAGUUCCCAAGAACUCUCAGCUAAUAAUUAAUGUUUGGGCAAUGGGUCGAGACCCGAAUCUUUGGGAAGACCCGUUGACGUUUAAACCCGAAAGAUUUUGCGACUCUAAUGUGGAUUUCAAAGGUCAAGAUUUCAAGUUCUUGCCUUUUGGUGUAGGAAAGAGGAUGUGUCCAGGGUAUCCCUAUGCGAUUAAGCAAAUCCACCUUAUGUUGGCUUCUUUGGUCCAAAACUUUGAUUGGUUUCUUCCAAACAACAUUGAAGAUCUUUCCAAACUAGACAUGAGUGAAAACUUUGGGAUAAUCUCACAAAGGAAAAAGCCUUUAAUGGUGAUCCCAAAAUGCAAAUGUUGACCAGAAAGCUUAUUAGUAUAUUUACCUACCUGCGCCACUUGAUUAUUUAAAGGUUCAAGACACUCAGGCUUCCUUCGUGUUUCUUCAUGUUCUAAUAUGUUUAUUGAAUAAAAAGCUUCAAUGUUCGGUUUAUAGUCUUAAAUUAGAAUUUUAGGGAAUGAAUUUAAAAUCCACGAUUGUCGUCCUUUCUUCCCUAAGUGUAGACCCUGUGAUUGCAUUGUCUGAAUAAUGCGUGUUCAUUAGUAUUGCUAUAUUUA